UUUUGAUUUAUAGACCCGUAUCAUGGCCGUAUUCUAGGCCUACAAUUGCCAUUUUGGACCCGAACUGAGCUUAUAAAAGAGAAUAAAGAGAAGGAAUUCGGGGGAGGGGGUCGGUAGGAUAUAGAGACCCCUCAUAUAGGCAACUGAUCCUACCUCUGGUGUGUCCAGUGGUCUGUGUUUACCCAACUCUUAAUUUUGUAUUCCGUAUAGGAGUUUUGAGAUUGAUCACUGUUCGUUAUCUUCGCCUUUUCACAGAAAUGUGACAGGUUUUUUUUCGUUGAGAAAAAACAUUUCCAUCACCUUGAAAAUAUUAAUCCCAAAUAAUUUUGUAUCUCCCGGUAUGCUAAAAAUCUGAGAAAUUAAUGUUGGGGGUCAGGAAACAUCGAAAAAUUAUCUGAAUGUGUCGCCGUACUACAGAAGUCGAAAGGCGAUUCCAUUUCCAACCAAUGAAAACCCGCGUUACUUUCGUGCAAGCGUCGGUUCGGCAUGUGCCCGGACAAGAGAGAAGAAAAAGCCAAAUAAGAACUAUUUUUUAGUUUUUAAAACUAAUAAUGAGCAGUUGAACUAAUUACGAACAAAUCAAGAUGCCCGGGAUAAAAAGAAAAGGUUCCCAAGUACCCAUCACUGAUAAACCUCCAAAACUAAAGAAACAAAGCACGAGUACCACCAUUGAGAAUGCGAAAGGGAAAGCUGAGAAAAAGAAAAAGAAUGUUGUAGCUGACUCCUUAGACUCGCCACCAAAGCUAGAAAAAAUGGCUGUCGUUGAGGCACCCAGAAAGCUAGCCUCCCCAGUCAAAAAGUCACCAGAAAAAAAGUAUAGAAUGCCUAGAUUUCCAACAUUGAAACCCACUAAACCAUUGACAGACGACAGUGAUUUCUCAUUUUCUGUUCCUUCAUUUUAUUCUAAAUCCUCAAAGUCAACCAAUUUUACAAAACUGAAGAAGGCUUCCACAAUAGAAUUGAGUCAGGAAGAACCGAAAUUCAAUGAUGUAAAAGAAACACCCCUGACAACGGAGGCAACUGAAAUCCUGCCACCAACACUGGAAAUUGAGGUAGAUCCAAACUGUACUAGAGCUUCAGAGAUAAAGAAGAAAAUGCAGAAACUUCCGUCUGGCUCUAUUGUAGGGAAAAUAACCAACUUAGAAUUUGAUGAUUUGAUUUUGCCGAUAGUUGCUUCAGAUGUUCUAUGUGAAUUUUCUGACGAGAGUCCCACCAAAAUCACUACAGGGAGUCUUCAACCCAGAGCAUCUGCAUUUGAAGUUGCGGAGUAUUUGACUUCAUUAGACACACCCGUUACCAGUGAAAAAACUGAAAAAUCAUUAAACACAAUUGAGGAGGAGCCAGUGGAGUCAGACUUUUUUGACACUGAUCAAGAAACUGAUGAAAGUGCAAAUAAACCUAUUAUUGAGGACGGGGAAGAGAAUUCAAAAUCGGAAAAUAAAGCGGAAAUUAAGCCCGAGUCUAACACCAACGGAAGCUCGUCACCCGUGAAAACUCCAAGAAAAGUCCCAGGAGGUCUUCGGGAGAUAGUUUUCUCGUUUGACACAACAGGUUCCAUGUAUAACUAUAUGGAGGAGGCAGGGGAGAGAAUUAGGGAUCUAGUUAAUCGCUUACAGACUGAGAUGCCGGGUAUACGCCUGGCUUUCAUGGCCCACGGUGAUUACUAUGAUCUGAGUCACGACAGGUACCUCAUUAAGUGGAUUGACUUCGGUGCCAGUAUCGAGGAAGUAGUGAAAUUCUUUGAGAACUUAUCCAUCACGCAUGGUGGUGACGACGAUGAGUGUUAUGAACUUGUUCUAAGGAAGACCAGAGAAUCAUUGUCAUGGACACCAGGAAGUCAGAGAAGUCUAGUUGUCAUUGGAGAUUCCGACCCCCAUGAACCUGGGUAUAAAUAUGAACAAUUUGUCAAUGACAUAGACUGGAAACUAGAAACUGCACUGUUGAAGGAAAUGGGGGUGAGGAUAUAUGGCCUGCAGGUGGGAUACCGAUCUGAUUUUUAUAAACGGAUCUCGCAGAUGACAGGUGGUGCUCAUCUCCGCAUAGACAACGUCAUUUUUACCUACGAGACGUUGAUGUCCAUUUGUUUACGAGAAGGCAGCUUAAAAUUGUUAAAGAGUUAUGAAAAUGAAGUACGGAAAGCGAAGAAGAAUUCCGAGGAGGGAGGUGUAUUGGACUUAGAAUUAGAAAGGUUAUUCAGUUCAUUGAAAAGUGUAGAGGACAACAAAUCCACGAAAACAAUGCUCAAAGAACAAAAACAGGCCCUGAAAGAAGAGAAGAAGGUCAAGAAAGCGUUAGAACUUGAGGCGAAAUCGGAAAAGAGAUCGGCAGAGAAUGAAGAUGGCGGAUCACCCACGAAAAAACCAAAGAUAGAUAAUAUGUCCCCACUUAAAGCUUCUAACAAGUUAAAGAAUUCACCGUCUGCUAAAAUUUUGUCAAAGGCAAAGAAGAAGAUAAUUGAAAAAACUCUAGCGAAAACUUCACCUGUGAACAAAGGAAUAAAAAUUAAAAAGGAUGCAGAAAAGACACUAGAUAAGAAAGAUGCAUCAAAGAAGAAAGAUUUGAAAUCCAAUUCGAAAGUGAAAGAUGGCAAUGCUACCCCAACAAAAACUCCACUAAAGACUGCGAAGAAAGUCAUAAAGACCAAUGGUGUUAAAAAUGCAAAGAAAACUCAAACAAAUGAAAAUAAGAAACAUGGGCAACCUGGUAAAAGUGCAAAGAAAACUCUGAAAACAAAUGAAAGUAAGAAAAAAAGGCAACCUGUUAAAAGUGCAAAGGAAACUCCGAGGGGUGGAGCGAAGAAACCGGGGCAAUCUUCUAAAAAAGAUACCGUAACACCUAAACAAGAGAAAAAAACUAAAAAUAAAGAUGCUAAGGAAAGUGAGAAGGUAAAGGAAGUGAAAAAAGUGACGGCUAAAGCUGUAAAACCCAAAGGAAAACAAGAAGGAAAAGCGAAGCCAGUGCAAUCUCCGAAAACUUCACCAGCAGCUAAAAAAUCACCAGGGAAAAUCACCAAAACCAAGGUACCACUAAAAGUAAGCAGCAAAAAGGCAGAUCUCAUCAAGAAAUCAGUGAAAGACUCUCAAAAGACUGAGAAAAAAGUCACCAAGAAACCAGAAAAAUCUCAGGUGACUAAGAAAGUUGAGAAGCCCAAACCUGGAGUGAAGAGCAAAUCUGAAAGUGAGAGUAAGCAAACUCCAAAGAAGACCACUCAGAAAGGCCAGAAGACUCCUCCAAAAACUCCUCAAAAAACACCUAAACCCUCACCCAAGGUGUCUAAAUCAGUAAAGAAACAACCACGGGAGGCUGCACCUGUGACAAAAUUUGUAAUGGGACCAUUGAGUGUGUUUUCCUGGGACAACUGGUUGCCUUUAAUCACCCACACCAAACCCGAUGUUAAAACCGAGGACUGGAAAAAGAAGCCCAGCAUUUGUCCCGGAUUCUGUAAUGACAAGGUCUAUAAGAGUGAAACACCACAAGUUGUGUAUGAAAUUGCUGUGUCUCCGCCUGAUAGUACCAAGCGAUACCCAGUUUAUUAUGCCAUCGAUGCUCUUUGGAGCUGUUUUUCAUCAGCUCGGGUGAAAAAGGAAGUGGAGCGAGUAAUAAAGGCCAAGGGGUCUCUCAGUGUACGGAAGGGGUCUCUGGGAAAACCAAAUGAUGCUGCGUUCCAGAAGGCUGUGGACUUUAUGAAGGUGAACUUUGACUAUGCAUGGGAUGGUCGAGGAGAGGAUGUAAAGAAAGAUGGAUUCAUUAUUGCUAAAGUUCCUCGGCCUAGAGUGAGGAUUAAAAUGGCCACUGUUUUGGAGGACCCGUCUUUGGAGCGACAUUUUAAAGGCCACAGAGAUACAGUAUGCAGUCUGGAUUUCAACCCAAACAUGAAACAACUCGCGUCUGUAUCUAUGGACUCCUGCCUGAUGGUAUGGAACUUCAAACCUCAGAUGAGAGCAUACAGAUUUGUGGGACACAAGGAUGCUGUUAUGGACGUCAAGUUUUCGCCCUCGGGACAUUUAGUGGCAUCAGCUUCCAGGGAUAAAACAGUUCGCUUGUGGAUCCCAACUGUGAAAGGCGAGUCUACUGUGUUUAAGGCACACACUGCGACUGUCAGAAGUGUGGAUUUCACAUAUGAUGGACAGACAUUACUUACAGCCUCAGAUGAUAAAACUAUCAAGUUAUGGACAUGUCACAGACAGAAAUUCCUGUACUCCUUAAACCAACACAGUAACUGGGUCAGAAGUGCCAAAUUCUCUCCUGAUGGUCGUUUGAUUGUGUCUGGUAGUGAUGAUAAAACUGUCAAAAUAUGGGACAAGAAUAGCAAGGAGUGCAUCCACACGUUCUAUGAACAUGGAGGGUUUGUAAACCAUGUAGAAUUUCACCCCAGCGGGACGUGUAUUGCAUCAGCAGGAACAGAUAGCACUGUUAAAGUGUGGGAUAUUAGGACGAACAAACUUCUACAACAUUACACAGCUCACAGUGCAGCAGUAAAUAGCCUCUCCUUCCACGCAAGUGGGAACUAUCUGAUUUCCGGGUCUGAUGAUUCCACACUGAAGGUGUUUGACCUGCUGGAAGGAAGAUUGUUUUAUACAUUACAUGGGCAUCAGGGACCAUGCACAUCAGUAACCUUUUCCAAAUCUGGUGAAUAUUUCGCAUCUGGAGGGUCAGAUGAACAAGUGCUUGUUUGGAAAACAAACUUUGACCAGCUAGAUUUUUCAGAAGUCCUUCAUUCACACAAAAAGAAACAGGAGGAGACAACUCCAUCAGAACCCACCGUAUUAGAUAUCCAGCCUCGAGUCGCUCGCAAACCGACCAAACCAAAGUCUCCUAGAGGGUAUGACGCGAGAACAGAACUUAAAAACAUGGAAGAUGAAUCCGUUCCUGUAACAGAUGUGGGCCCUGCUAUGUUUGCACCUGAGCAGAAUGGUGUUAGUUUUGACAUUGAUGUCAUGACGUCAGAACAAGAGCCCAUCGUACGCACCACCAAGGACCGCCCAGCCACCACCCAGCAGCUGGAACCACAAACUUUACCACCACAGCUCGGCAAAACCCUGGAGCAGAUUGUUGGACAGCUGGAUGUACUCACACAGACCGUUUCAUUGUUAGAGCAGAGAUUAACAAUGACAGAGAACAAAUUAAGGGAAUGUUUAGACAACCAACAAAGGUUAACACUACAGAUUCGCCCAACAGACUGAUCAGUGGUAGUCCAUAUAUAUUGAGUUACAUGUAGUCUUCAAAUGUCUGCGACCGACAGGAGUAUUUCGUAAAGACAGUGAACAAUGCAGUCCAAGUAGGCUUAUAGAUCAACAGAGAUCUGUUCGGUGACAUUACUUACCUCCCCUUACACCUUGUGACUGUCGAUGAUGCGCGCGUCCUGCAGUCGUGAGCCAGGCUCAGAACGAAGUUAAAAAAGGCAUUUGAUUAUAUUUUUUGUAGAUUUUUCAAUAAGUUUUGCAGGUCUGUUCUGUUUAAUGUUUUUGAAAUAAUUGAUUUAAAUUGCAAUUUGAUGUAGUAAGUUUAGGAAGAAAUCCGUCCAUAUGAUUUUUCUGUUUACUUGUGUAUGUUGUUUUCAAGAUGCAUGUUCUGUCUGUUGUAUACAGUUUAGUUCUAGAAAAGGCCAUUUCUUUCUGUUUGAUAUCUCUUGUUUGGUUUUCAAUAUUCAUUUUUAGAAGAAAACCAUUGGUGUAAUGAAUUUUAUUUCAGUCAAGUAACAGAGUUUUGCAAUAUGGUAUGCUGAUAUUAAAUCUUUCCAUAUCCAAGAAGAAAAACCCCCACAAAGAAACAAUACACAAUAUGCACGUUCAUUCCCAUUCUAGAUCUUAUUUUUAAUUGAUUUAAAGGAAAAUCUUUUUUACUAUCAAAAUAGCAGAUAGAUAGCUCCGUAAUGAUUCCGUGACUAUCAAAUUCUAUGAAGGGAAUAACAUUGCCUAUUUUUUGUUACAUUUUUGUGUCGCCUGCAUUACACAGUGGCGACAUAUAGGGAUCACUAUCCAUCGUCCUGCGUCGUCGUCUGGCGUCGUCACAAAAAAUUUCUGUCACAGUUUUCUCAAGAACCACAUGGGGCAACUCCCUGAUAUUUGGCACAGAGCAUCAGUGUGGCCAACUGUAUUGUGUAAGACAUUUUCGAAUCUGUCGCUUAUCAGUUUCCUGUUUGCCAGGACUUAGAAUUUUUUACAGCAAAAAAAUUUCUGUCACAGUUUUCUCAAAAACCACAUGGGGCAACUCCCUGAUAUUUGGCACAGAGCAUCAGUGUGGCCAACUGUAUUGUGUAAGACAUUUUCGAAUCUGUCGCUUAUCAGUUUCCUGUUUGCCAGGACUUAGAAUUUUUUACAGCAAAAAAAUUUCUGUCACAGUUUUCUCAAAAACCACAUGGGGCAACUCCCUGAUAUUUGGCACAGAGCAUCAGUGUGGCCAACUGUAUUGUGUAAGACAUUUUCGAAUCUGUUGCUUAUCAACUUCCUGUUUAGUGACAAAAACCAUUUCAAUAAUUUACUUUUUCAACAUUAUACGUGAUAUAUUACAUAUAGAAUGAACUAGCAGGCGACACAUGUCUUCCGGGGAAGACUUAAUACUGCGUUUUCUCUUGAAUAAGAAAGAGACAGACUAACCUUGCUUUGUUUUUAGACAUAUGUUUAUGCCUGUCUAGAUGUCAUUCAAAUUAGUUGACAUAUCAAAUUAGUUGACAUAUUCUUUGUGUGAACUGAUGGAAGUUAAGAUAGAAUGUGACCUGGUCUUGAGAGACUGUAUGAAAAUAAUUAUCAGGUACAUUAUAUAGAACACCGCAUUGUCCUUAAAAUAAAAUAAAUAUCAGGUACAUUAUACUGAACACAGCAUUGUCCUUUAAGGAAUAUAAUAAUACAUGUACCUUGUUUUUUUCUCUCUCUCUCAUUUAACAUGUGUACAUGGACUAUGUGUAUUUUACAUGACAUGAUUAAUUUCACACAAGAAAGAAAUGGGUUGCCUUGUUAUAUGAUAUUGAAAAGUUCAGAAGAAUCUUCUGCUGUAGUACAUAUGUUUAUAUUUAUUUGUAAAUAAAAUUGCUAAUACCUAUAAA
Ostrea edulis (European flat oyster) is the source of this 7042-nucleotide messenger RNA. RefSeq lists its product as uncharacterized. Lineage: Eukaryota; Metazoa; Mollusca; Bivalvia; Ostreida; Ostreidae. Gene Ontology annotation, molecular function: protein binding. The record is from RefSeq and is a predicted model, not a curated record. The coding region runs from base 585 to 5183 and encodes 1532 amino acids. The transcript is spliced from 21 exons.